UUUUUUUUUUUUCAUUUUCUCUACUCAUAAUGUCCGACUCUAUGCUUUAUCUCUACACUUCCCUCACUGCGGGAUCGUCUCAUAUUGUUACCGCCACCGCACGUCUUGAGACCAUCCUCAAAGCAAACAGGCUCCCCUUUCGCGCAAUUGAUGUGGCUACAGAUGACGCAGCUAGAAAGCUUUGGGGCCGUCGCUCGAAGGGCAAGAAAUUGCCUGGACUUGUGAAAUUUGGAAAUGUCGUUGGCGAUCUAGAGCAAAUCGAAGAAUGGAAUGAAUACGGUGAGCUGAAAAUGCAGAUCAACAGCGUCGUGGACGAUUUCGACAGUAUGCCUGCUACCAGCACGCCUGACAAGACUUCCUCCGCACCUGCCCCUCAACCCGAGCCCACUGUUCCGAAGCAAAGCACGAUCAAGAUUCAGAAUCCUCCCGCAAAGGAACCCCAGAAGGACGACUCUAUCACGGUCGCAUUGCGUCAGGCAGGCGAACAGGCCGCUGCGAAAGCCAAAGAGAACGCCCAAGCGGAGACGAAGAAACCAAGCAGCCCCGCAGUCGUAGGGCAAACUUCAGAUGUAGCAGCAGCAGCAGUAGCACCUAACGAAAAAAAGAAUGGAGAGAGUGGCCAAGAUACUGUACGUCGGCUGUCGGUUGCUCCUGAGAUCGCAGAAAGCAGUCCCCAACGGCCGCCUUUGGUGCCUGAGGUUGCUGCGAUGUCGUCUGCCAAUUUUCAUGCUGAUAACGCUGAAGCUUUAGGGCUGAUUGAACACCAUCGUGGCUCCAACAUCGCGGCCGAGUCCAAGGAAGAGGCAGAGAAGCUUGCUCUUGAGUUGCGCAAGUCUAUUUCUGGCGACCGCCAGGGU
This is a messenger RNA of Aspergillus ochraceoroseus IBT 24754, 857 nucleotides long. RefSeq lists its product as uncharacterized. The record is from RefSeq and is a predicted model, not a curated record. The annotation marks the transcript as partial. NCBI's taxonomy places the organism in Eukaryota, Fungi, Ascomycota, Eurotiomycetes, Eurotiales, Aspergillaceae. Gene Ontology annotation, cellular component: cytoplasm. The transcript has 2 exons.